Trichosurus vulpecula (common brushtail) is the source of this 1413-nucleotide messenger RNA. RefSeq names its product nitrilase 1 (gene NIT1). The record is from RefSeq and is a predicted model, not a curated record. The coding region runs from base 147 to 1145 and encodes 332 amino acids. Lineage: Eukaryota; Metazoa; Chordata; Mammalia; Diprotodontia; Phalangeridae. Gene Ontology annotation, molecular function: hydrolase activity, acting on carbon-nitrogen (but not peptide) bonds, in linear amides. The transcript has 7 exons.
UGGUGCCUCGAGUGCCAUCUUGGUUAGGGGCACUUCCGUUGGGGGGGCUGACACUUCCGCGUGCCCUAUGGCCUCAAAGCUUCAAGACCUUUGGGCGGGAGGCGAGAGACGGAGCUGCGGACAGCCCUCCCCAAGGCUCCGGCUCCAUGCUGAGCCCCAGCCUCUGGCUGCGAAGAACGUUCCCGUUCCUGCUGCGCUCUGCAUCGAGGCUUCCUGCUCUCUCCCAAGGCGGUGACCUAGCGGGCACCGGGCACGGCAGGUCUGGGACCAUGGCUGUCCCUUCUUCUGCACGAGGUUUGCCCCUGGUAGCAGUGUGCCAGGUGACAUCAACACCAGAUAAGGAACAGACCUUUGCAGCCUGUUCGGGUUUGAUUCAGGAGGCUGCCAAGUUGGGUGCCUGCCUGGCCUUCCUGCCCGAGGCCUUCGACUUCAUUGCUCGUGACCCAGCAGAGACCCUUCGGCUGUCUGAGCCAUUGGGGGGGGAUCUUGUAAAUCGGUAUGCCCAACUUGCCAGGGAAUGUGGACUCUGGCUAUCUCUGGGUGGUUUUCACGAACGUGGCCAAGACUGGGAGCAGACUCAGCGCAUCUAUAAUUGUCAUGUGCUCCUGGACAGCAAGGGGUCUAUUGUGGCCACAUAUAGGAAGACACACCUCUGUGAUGUGAAGCUUCCAGGACAGGGAUCCAUGUGUGAGAGCACCUCUACUGUACCUGGGCCCACUCUUGGGUCACCUGUCAGUACACCGGCUGGCAAGGUAGGCCUGGCCAUCUGCUAUGACCUGCGUUUUCCAGAGCUUUCCCUUGCACUGGCCCAGGAUGGGGCUGAAAUUCUCACCUACCCUUCAGCCUUUGGCUCAGUCACAGGACCAGCCCACUGGGAGGUGCUGCUCCGGGCUCGGGCCAUCGAGACACAGUGUUAUGUAGUUGCAGCAGCACAGUGGGGACAGCACCACGAAAAAAGAGGGAGUUAUGGACACAGCAUGGUGGUGGACCCCUGGGGAGUUGUAGUAGCACGCUGUUCUGAGGGGCCAGGCCUCUGCCUUGCCCAUAUUGACCUGGCCUACUUGCGCCAAGUACGAGAGCAAAUGCCUGUGGCCCAGCACCGAAGGCCUGACCUGUAUGGCAACUUGGGUCGCCCAGAUCCUUGACACCUGCUGACUGAACUGGGGUCCUAUUCUGGGCCAGUGAGGAUGAUCUGUGGCUUGGAGGCAGGACCCCAAGCCACUGAAGAGCCUCUACUCCCUUUCCUUCGUGGAAUACAGGUUCAACCUGUUGUAAAUCCCAAAAAUAUGCUUUUUUGGGCUCAGAUUUUAGUUAUACAUAGAUGGGCUCUUAAAUCACAAUUUUAUGAAAACUAAAGCUACACUGAGGUCUAAGCAGUACUGACAUUGAAAAAAAUACAGUCAUGAAGUCCAA